Messenger RNA from Crotalus tigris (Tiger rattlesnake), 4765 nucleotides. RefSeq names its product SFI1 centrin binding protein (gene SFI1). Lineage: Eukaryota; Metazoa; Chordata; Lepidosauria; Squamata; Viperidae. The record is from RefSeq and is a predicted model, not a curated record. The transcript has 33 exons. Gene Ontology annotation, molecular function: phosphatase binding. Bases 265 to 3852 code for a protein of 1195 amino acids.
AGUCGUCCGGUGACUGUCGUGGCGAGGGGGCGCGGAAAGGGUCCUUCAGGCGAACUUGAAGGCAGCCUGCUGAGGACAAUCCGAAAAGGCGGAGCCUCACGCGAACGGACGGCGGCCGCGUUGGGACCGCGCUCCUCCGGCGCGAAGACUCCCCGCGGGUCAGAGCCCGCUCCUUCCCCGCAGCCCAGCGCGUCCCCCGGGGCGGCUGCAGGCGCUCGCCCGACGGGGAAACCCGGGGCUCCCCCGGGACGGGAACGGCGUCCGAUGGAGAGGAAGGGCCGCGGCAGUUCAAAGUUUCACAAGGCACAGAAACCACAAAAAGAAUGUGUGGGCCAUCAGCCAAUACCUUCUCAUCCAAACAGAAAUUCGGGGCAAAGUGGGAGUUGUCGGAUCUUAUAUCGUGUGACGUAUACCUGGAACCGAGGUGGGAGGUUGAAAGAACUUCGUAUUAGGCACCUGGCAAGGAAAUUUUUUUAUCUGUGGAAGAAGAGGACAUUUGGAAGAGUCCUGCCGUCCAAGGCCAGGGCCUAUUUUGUUCGGAAAACGCUGCAGAAAACCUUUGGAGAGUGGAAGGAGGAAUGGUGGGUUCUUUGCAGAGAAUGGAAGUUUACUGUCAGAGCUGACUGCCAUUACAGGUAUUUUCUUUACCACAAAGUCUUUCAGGCUUGGAGAUCCUACCUGUUCCAGCGACGAGCGAGGAAGCUCGCCUACCGUAUUGCAGCGGCCCAUGCCACCAAGCAGAAGACCCUCCAGACAUGGCGGCGUUGGCUGAGCUACCUCCAGCUCUGCAGGAUGAAGCACCGGAUGCUCGGGGAGGCUCUGCACUUCCGGCAGCAGAGCGUCCUGCGGCUCUCCUGGGGGUUGUGGCAGAAGCGAUGGUGCCAGAGUCAGGUUUACCGUGGGAUGGAGUCCCAGGCCCUCCGUCAGUGGGCGCACAGCGUGGAACUUCGCGCCUGGCUGCGAUGGAAGGCCCUCUACGUACAACUCCAGCGGGAAAUGGCAACAGCCGGCUGGGCAGCGAGGCGCUUGCAGCACUGGGCGAUGCGGAAGGCCUUGAAGUCCUGGCUCCAGUACGUGGACCAGCGGAGGGAGAAGCAGCGCAGUAGCCGGCUGGCUUUGCAGCACCAUCACGCCCGGCUACUCCACUGGCACUUCUCGGCCUGGCAACUGGUGUGGAAGCACAAGAAGCAGUCGGAGCAUCAUGCCCAGCAGGCGGCUGGCACAGCUUUGCGAAGGGCUUUUGCUCAGUGGAAGCUCUAUGUGGCGUUGCGUGCUGAAGAAGCAGAGCGUUACCGGCUGGCUCAAAGCCACCAUCACCACCACCUGCUGAGUUGUGGGUUUCGCGUCUGGCGGAGGAACGUCCGGGAGGGUUCCCUCAAGCAAGUCGGGAGAAACUUGGCUUGUCAGCAGCACCGAGUCACGCUCAUAUCUAGGUUCUGGACUUGCUGGAGGUCUCGUCUGGAGCAGAAGGAGGAAGAGCAGCAGCGGCCCCUGACCCUGGCAGCCGUUUCUCACCACAGCCGGAGGCUGCUGCAGAAGUCUCUGCGGACCUGGACACAGCGAGCCCGCGGGGAAAGAUGGCAGAAGUUCCAGGAUGCCAAAGCUGACCGGCAUCGCCAGGCCGUCGUCUUGUCCGCUGCCUUUCAGGCCUGGAAGCUGUUCAGAGAUCACCAGCUCUGGUGGAGUGAGAUGAACCGGGUGGCCCUGGGCUGCCACAGGGAGACGUGGACCAGGCGGGUCUUUGAGCGGUGGCAGUUGAGGCAGCGCGAGCAACAGGAGGGACGGGCGGCAGAGAUGAUGGCACCGAUGCACGCUGAAGGGCGACUUUUGUUCCGGUUCUGGGGCCGGUGGCACACGGCCACCCUGGCCCGCCUGGAAGAGCGAGAGGGUGUCUCCUUGGCCAGGGGGCACCACAGGCGUCGGCUCCUCCGGGCCACUUUGCACCUCUGGAGGGAGAAUGUCUGGGAAACGAAGAGAGGGCGGGUGAAGGAGGCAGCGGCCUUGCACUUCCAUUCCGAGAAGCUCCUGCGCUGUUCGUGGAGGAAAUGGCGGCAGUACCAGAUGCAGAAGUCUGAGAAGUGGAAGAAGAUGGCCCAAGCCGAGGGCCACUACCAGCAGGCCUUGCUGGGCAGGGUCAUGGCGGCUUGGAAGACAUACCAAAAGAACAUUCAGUGCAUCCUUCAGCAGGUAGCCAAGAAGGAGAGAGACCAUAAUCGGGGGCUGCUAUGUCAGACGCUGCGUUCCUGGAAGGAGAAUACUGCUGACCUCAGGCGGGAAGCAAAGGCAGCCGGCCUGGCUGGGCGUCAUUGCAGACAAGUCCUUCUCUGCAAGGUGUUGCUCCAGUGGAGGGAGGCGGCUGUGCUGCGUGCCGAUAGCCGAGAGAAGGUGGCUGUGGCUGUGAAAGAUGCCCAGAGGCACUUGCAGAUAGCGAGGCUGCGGAGGCUGUUUCUCCGCUGGAGGGAGGCCUCUGCCAGCUCUUCCCAGCAGAGGGGGCGGCUCAGCGUGGCAGCCGAGCACCACCGGAGGCAGCUGCUCCGCCGGUGCCUGGAGAGGUGGAAGCAAGAUCAUCUCAGCCGCAUCAGAGUCAUGCUCCUGCGGAGACAAGGGGAGCAGCUGCUGUCCCGGAGACUUUCCGCAACUGCCUUUGCGUCCUGGAAGGCACAGCUGGCAGACAGACGGCGAGAGCGGCAGCAGACGGUGCAGGCCCUCUGGCACUGGUCCCGGACUCUCCAGCGGAAGGUGCUGAGGGCCUGGGGAGGCUUCCUGCAGGAGCAGCUGCGGAAGAAGGGCCGGCUUGCACUGGCGGCCGAGAGCUACCAGGCGGAGCUGCUACGCGAGGGCAUCUGCCGCGUCCUGAGAUACGUGGCCGCCAUGAAGCAGCACCGAGGGCAUCGGCAAGCCCAGCAUCAGUUGCAGGCUGCGUGUCAGCGUCACCACUUGGUCUACCGUUGUGCCCUGAUGUGGAAGCAGAAGGCUCUUUCCCGGAAAUCCAGCCUGGCGUUUUCGGGCACUCCCGCCAAGAAGCACGUGACUUUUGAGGUGCCAAGGCUGGGCCAUGUCCUUCCUGGUGGUCUCAGGGGACAGGCCAAUCUUCCCAGUGUGCCAAGUGACUACCAGGCUGCUGGAGAUUCCAUCCUGACGGAUUUGUACGCGGCUCGCCAGGUGAGGCUGCAACCUCGUAGACCCGAUUUCCUGGUACCAUUUCCUGAGAAAAGUGGGCUGCCACAUACAGAGAAGUGGCUGGGAAGCUCAGCUGGUUUUGCUCAGCCAAUGGCCGCAGGCCCCCUCUUGUCUGCCCUCCCCAGCAUCGACCCUUCACCGUCCCCUUUCAGUGGCUGCGGUUACUCCUCUGGUUCCUUUCCCAAAUCUGGACUACUGCCCACCGGGAGUUCUUGGCUGCACGGCCCCAACAGUGCUGCCCCAGAGCUGCAGCCCCCCUCCUCCUUCACACUGGGGGCAAAGGGGGCGAGUGUCGAGACGCCCUCCCCCGGCCCUCCAGCUGCAUCCCCUGGCAAGGAGAGGCCAGCCGUGGUCUCAAGGGGGCCUUUGCUCGUACCCGAAGAUUUUACGAGAAGAAGGAGUCCUCUCUGCGGAAAAACAGAAACCAAAGGAGGAGAGGCUGAAGUUCAGCAUCUACAGGAUGAGCUCCAACUGAUUGGGCAAAAAAUGCAGCGUUACUACAGCCAGCAGCAGGAACUGAAGUUUUGCCAGCGACAGGAACGGCUUCUUGGCAAGUGGCUGGAAUUGAGAGGGGGAGUCGGGGAACCCACCGAUGUGCAGGAAAUCCGUGAGAAGCUGGGCCAGCUUGAAGAUAUGUGGACUUCAACUCCCAGAAUUCCCCAGCAAGCUUAAGAGUUGAAAUUUGCUCGUCUUAAAAGUACCAAUGUUGAGAAUCAUCGGUUCAGACCCAUAAAAUUGGAAGGAACGUAACAAGUCCCAGCCCUCCACUCUUGUCAAGGAUUUGCUGGAAGCUCAGGCAGACGACCCUCCAGCCUGUUUCAAGACUUGCAGCAAGGAGAGCAGGCUUGCUUCAUCUGGCUCCUGGUCAGCUCAUGCAAUCCAGAGGUUUCUCCUGAUGUCUAGCCUGAACCCCUUCCUUGCAACUUUCACUCUUGCUCUGGUCCUACCAGAGGUGGCCGUGGGCAAGAGAACAAGCCCACCCCCCCCCCCGUGUGUUAUCUCCAGAUAUUUAAAGACUGCUGUCCUAUCUGCUCUUCUGUAGAUGAAACACAGGCACAUUCUUCAACUUCUCCAACUGUGCAGGGCUUGGACUGUGGGCCCUUCGCCAUCUUGGUAGCCCUCUGAACUUGCCCCCGUUUCUCUCUCUCUCUUUUCACCUGUGGUGCCCAGAACUGGAGAAAUACUCCAAGCAGGUCUCCAUUAAGGCAAAAGAGAGAGGAAGAAUGACUUCUCCUGACUUCUGUGCUCCCAUCAUCAACACACUCCAAAAUAAUAUUUGUCUUCUUUUAGCAGAGGCACUACAUGGCUAACCCACAUUUUGUUUGGAAAUCUGCUUGGGGUAAAUGAAGCUGCUCUUGCUUCUCCCAAAACCCCUCUGAGAAGUAAACUUAGAAUUGAUCUGGCAGAUCAGGGGAUUGAGGGCGUACAGUAAGCAGAAGCCGGGAUGUGAGGCUUGGUGGUUGUUCAUAGAAAAAUGUUUAGGAAUAACAAUAGUUUCAGAAAGGUACAGCAUGCCAUCUCUCUGUAGCUGAAUCAGGCUGUCCCUCACCCACGUGAUUCUUCAUGUUCCUGGGUGUUUUUGUUU